GCUGCAUUCAAAAUAGUCCAAUCCCACGUUUUCGGGGGAGGUAACAACAAGACACGUGAACACGAAAGCCGGAAGUAAAUAGCCUACAUCGGACUCUCGGUGCCACGGAACAUAUCUGCACCAACUAUGCUCCCGGGCUACAGUCCUGUGACCCAGGCUCUCCUGGGGACCCUGUUCACCUGGGCCCUGACUGCUGCAGGAGCGGCCCUCGUCUUCAUCUUCUCCAGCAGACAGAAGCGGAUCUUGGAUGGAAGUCUGGGCUUUGCAGCCGGGGUCAUGUUGGCUGCGUCCUAUUGGUCGUUGCUGGCCCCGGCGAUAGACAUGGCCAAGGAUUCUGGGAAGUACGGCUCGUUUGCGUGUGUGCCUGUUGCCGUGGGUUUCACCCUGGGUGCUGCCUUCGUCUACUUGGCCGACCUGGUGAUGCCUGCUCUGUCUCUCUCUCUCUCUCUCUCUCUCUCUCUCUCUCUCUCUCUCUCUCUCUCUCUCUCUCUCUCUCUCUCUCUCUCUCUCUCUCUCUCUCUCUCUCUCUCUCUCUCUCUCUCUCUCUCUCUCUCUCUCUCUCUCUCUCUCUUUCUUCUCCAUACAGAUAAGAUAGAUAACGGUGAGGUGUACCAGCGGCGGAAAGGAGCCCACUCAGGAAACUCCGAGGGACAGGAAGCUGGCGUCAGGCAACAGGAAGAGGCAGGACAAAGCGAGAAAGAGAGGAACAGCUGGCGACGGAUUGUCCUCCUCAUCCUGGCCAUCACCAUCCACAAUAUCCCAGAGGGCUUGGCUGUAGGAGUGGGAUUUGGAGCCAUUGGAAAGACUUCUUCUGCCACAUUUGAGAGUGCCAGGAAUCUGGCCAUCGGGAUUGGCAUCCAGAACUUCCCAGAAGGCCUUGCAGUGAGCCUUCCUCUGAGGGGUUCAGGGAUGUCCACAUGGAAAGCCUUCUGGUACGGCCAGCUCAGCGGGAUGGUCGAGCCCAUCGCUGGGCUGCUAGGCGCGGUUGCCGUGGUGCUAGCGGAGCCGCUGUUGCCGUACGCUCUGGCGUUCGCUGCCGGGGCGAUGGUGUACGUGGUGGUGGAUGACAUCAUACCCGAGGCACAAGUCAGUGGAAAUGGAAAGCUGGCAUCCUGGACGUCCAUCUUGGGUUUUGUGGUGAUGAUGUCGCUGGACGUGGGUCUGGGCUAACAGAAGCCUGGCGUCUGGAGCCCCUAGCUAUCGCAAA
Messenger RNA from Osmerus eperlanus (European smelt), 1207 nucleotides. Its product is annotated as zinc transporter ZIP11-like. The record is from RefSeq and is a predicted model, not a curated record. Gene Ontology annotation, cellular component: membrane. Bases 127 to 1170 code for a protein of 347 amino acids. The transcript has 9 exons. Gene Ontology annotation, molecular function: zinc ion transmembrane transporter activity. NCBI's taxonomy places the organism in Eukaryota, Metazoa, Chordata, Actinopteri, Osmeriformes, Osmeridae. Gene Ontology annotation, biological process: zinc ion transmembrane transport.